Castor canadensis (American beaver) is the source of this 1230-nucleotide messenger RNA. Its product is annotated as olfactory receptor 7D4-like. The record is from RefSeq and is a predicted model, not a curated record. Gene Ontology annotation, molecular function: G protein-coupled receptor activity; olfactory receptor activity. Gene Ontology annotation, biological process: G protein-coupled receptor signaling pathway. NCBI's taxonomy places the organism in Eukaryota, Metazoa, Chordata, Mammalia, Rodentia, Castoridae. Gene Ontology annotation, cellular component: membrane.
AUGGUCAUAGGCCAUCACAGUCAUAAGAUCAUCCAUGCAUCCAAAAAUGGCAAAAAAGGACAUUUGUGUCACACAGCUUUCAUAGGAGAUGACUCUCUUGUGAGUUUGAAUGUUUACAAUCAUAUUUGGGACAGUGGUAGAAAUGAAACAGAUAUCAGCGAAGGACAGAUUAGAGAGAAAGAGGUACAGGGUGUGGAGGUGGGAGACACAGCUGACAGUCAGGAUUAUGAGCAGAUUCCCAAGCACUGUUAUGAGACACAGCAGCUACAUGGAUGCAAGAACCAUACAGGAAUACCACAGUUCCUGCUCCAGGGAUUCUCAGAUGAUCCUGAGUUACAGUCCUUGCUCUUUGGGCUGUUUCUGUGUAUGUACCUGCUCACAGUACUUGGGAAUCUGCUUAUUAUUCUGGCUACAUGCACUGACACUCACCUCCACAACCCCAUGUACUUCUUCCUCUGCAAUCUGUCCUUUAUUGAUAUUUGUUUCACCUCUACCACAGUCCCAAAGAUGCUGGUCAACAUCCAGACAGAGAGCAAAAACAUCUCCUACAUAGAAUGCCUUACUCAGGUUUAUUUUUUUAUUACUUUUCUUGGAAUGGAUAAUUUCCUACUUACUGUGAUGGCUUAUGACCGUUUUGUGGCCAUCUGUCAUCCCCUUAAGUACACAGUCAUUAUGAAUUACUGGCUCUGUGGUUUUUUGGUCCUGAUAUCUUGGAUUAUAAUGUCCUCAGUCUCCCUCAUUCACAUUCUACUGAUGAAGCUAUUAACUUUCUCUAUAGGAACUCAGAUCCCACAUUUCUUCUGUGAAUUAGCUCUUCUCCUCAAUGUGGCCAGUUCUCCCCCCCUCAUGAAUAACAUCUUUUUAUAUGUGACAACUGCCAUGCUAGGUGCAAUUCCAGCUACUGGGAUCAUUUUCUCUUACUCUCAGAUUCUAUACACCUUACUGAGGAUGUCAUCCCUUAAAAGCAAGUAUAAAGCAUUUUCGACCUGUGUGUCUCACCUCAGUGUGGUUUCCUUGUUCUAUGGAACAGGGCUUGGGGUUUACCUCAGUUCUGGUGUGAACCAUUCUCCCAAGAGAAGCAUGAUUAUCUCAGUGAUGUACACACUGGUCACCCCCAUGCUGAACCCCUUCAUAUACAGCCUGAGGAACAAGGAUGUGAAGGGGACCCUGGGAAGACUCCUCAGCAAGCAACCUGUAAUUUGUAAAAACCAUCAGACUCAAAACAAAUAA